AUGCGACACAAGCAGGAGCCCGUCUUCAUGUACUCUGGAGCUUUGGCUUAUGGUGCCAAGCAAAAGAUCAUGGUGAUCCCUAAGGAGAUUGGCGCCGCGGGCUGCCCCAACGCGCGGCUGGCGCCUGACUGGUCCACAGAGCAGAUCUUGCCCUGGGCCUCGCGGCCCGAGACGCCCGGAGCAGAUCUUGCAUGUCGGCCGUGUCCUUCGGGCUACCCAAAACCAAAACCCACAACCGAUCCAUAUCCUGAUCCGGUGUGGAUCAAGCAGUUGGCACUGAGGAACUCAAGCUCCGCAACCUCCCGGGGCUGUUGGACAUCGGAGUGUAGACGAGGAAUCGGUUCUUCAACGUUUGUGGAUGAUUCCGAAUACCAUACAGGUGGUGAGCUCCACUUCCAUGAUGAUUCCAGUGUCAGUUGUUAA
Molecule: messenger RNA, 423 nt
Organism: Durusdinium trenchii
Lineage: Eukaryota; Dinophyceae; Suessiales; Symbiodiniaceae
Source: the annotation of a GenBank genome assembly